Molecule: messenger RNA, 185 nt
Organism: Racocetra fulgida
Lineage: Eukaryota; Fungi; Glomeromycota; Glomeromycetes; Diversisporales; Gigasporaceae
Source: the annotation of a GenBank genome assembly
UUUGUCUUAAUAUUGCCUAUCUUAAUCUCUAUCUCACUGAGAAAUACCAAACUAUUAACUACAUCAAGUUCGCCGAAGACUUUAACUUCGCCCCAAAGAAAUUCCACAUUACUGCCAAAACCAGAUCUUAUAAUUCUGAGGAACCAUACCUUACAAUCUCCUCAGACUCUAGAUAUAACACCAAA